Sorex fumeus (smoky shrew) is the source of this 980-nucleotide messenger RNA. RefSeq names its product cysteine and glycine rich protein 3 (gene CSRP3). NCBI's taxonomy places the organism in Eukaryota, Metazoa, Chordata, Mammalia, Eulipotyphla, Soricidae. The transcript is spliced from 6 exons. The record is from RefSeq and is a predicted model, not a curated record. Gene Ontology annotation, biological process: muscle tissue development; cardiac muscle contraction; sarcomere organization. Gene Ontology annotation, cellular component: Z disc; nucleus; cytoplasm. Gene Ontology annotation, molecular function: actinin binding; structural constituent of muscle. The coding region runs from base 136 to 720 and encodes 194 amino acids.
CUCUCCCCUCGGGCUCCCUCCCAUCCUGCCCUUCGCAGGCCAAGCCGUCAUAUAUUUAAAGAGGUCCAGAGCCCCCGUCACAGUUGAGCCACGGAGAUCUCACAGGCAGAUUUGACCUCGCUCAGAGUCUUCAAGAUGCCGAACUGGGGUGGAGGAGCUAAAUGUGGAGCCUGUGAUAAAACAGUGUAUCACGCGGAAGAAAUCCAGUGCAAUGGAAGGAGUUUCCACAAGACCUGCUUUCUCUGCAUGGCCUGCAGGAAGGGUCUCGACAGCACCACGGUGGCAGCACAUGAGUCAGAGAUCUACUGUAAAGUGUGCUAUGGGCGCAAGUAUGGCCCCAAAGGCAUCGGGUUUGGACAAGGCGCUGGCUGCCUCAGCACGGACACAGGCGAGCACCUGGGCCUCCAGUUCCAAGAGUCCCCAAAGGUGGCCCGCGCAGCCACCACCAGCAACCCUUCCAAGUUCACAGCGAAGUUCGGAGAGGCAGAGAAGUGCCCUAGAUGUGGAAAGUCAGUCUAUGCUGCCGAGAAGGUGAUGGGCGGUGGCAAGCCUUGGCACAAGACCUGCUUUCGUUGCGCCAUCUGUGGGAAGAGUCUAGAGUCCACAAACGUCACUGACAAAGAUGGGGAGCUUUACUGCAAAGUCUGCUAUGCCAAAAAUUUUGGUCCUACGGGUAUUGGGUUUGGAGGCCUCACACAACAAGGAGAAAAGAAAGAGUGAAAAGCCCAUCAUUUCUCACCUCCCUCAACAACCUCAGACAUUUGCCAAGCCACCCUCCCCAGUUUGAAGCCUUCCCCCAAACAUGGUUUUGAGUCUGUCUGGACAGUAUUUCUCCUCGGAAGUGACUACUGUCUUGCCCCAAAUUAGAAGAGACCUUCGGAAGAAAAUGACUACAACUCUAACCUGUAAUAAGUGCUUGAUUAUUUACAAUACCUGGGAUGGGAGAGGCAGUAAAUAAAGGUAUGUGGUUGUACUUUGUA